Caenorhabditis elegans is the source of this 1731-nucleotide messenger RNA. It is a transcript of the gene lev-8, whose product is annotated as AcetylCholine Receptor. Gene Ontology annotation, molecular function: extracellular ligand-gated monoatomic ion channel activity; acetylcholine-gated monoatomic cation-selective channel activity; monoatomic ion channel activity. The record is from RefSeq and is marked reviewed. The transcript has 12 exons. Lineage: Eukaryota; Metazoa; Nematoda; Chromadorea; Rhabditida; Rhabditidae. Bases 15 to 1610 code for a protein of 531 amino acids. Gene Ontology annotation, biological process: chemical synaptic transmission, postsynaptic; excitatory postsynaptic potential; chemical synaptic transmission. Gene Ontology annotation, cellular component: postsynaptic membrane; membrane.
AAAUACUCACACUUAUGUGGAUACCACAACGGAUAAGCCACAUAUUUCUAUUAGUUAUUUUCAUAUUACAUAUUGUCACAAUUAAUGCCAACAAACAUGUUUCGCAAUUAUUAGAAAAUUUACUCACAGACUAUAAUAAAGCUGUCAGACCAGUUCAUAAUGCAUCAGAUGCUCUAAAAGUAAAGUUUGGAGCCAAUUUGUGUAGAUUGAUUGAUGUUGAUGAAGUCAAUCAAGUGUUAACAACUAGCCUAUGGUUAGAAAUGCAAUGGUAUGACAAAAAACUAACGUGGAAUCCGACAGACUGGGGUGGUGUUGAGUAUAUACACAUUCCGUCAGAUCAAAUAUGGAUCCCUGACAUUGUACUUUACAACAAUGCUGACGGAGAGCCACAUAUCACAAUCACUAGUCUUGCAAAGAUUGAUCAUCAUGGAAGAGUCGUUUGGCAGCCUCCAUCAAUUUAUAAAAGUUUUUGUCCGAUCAAUAUCAAAUACUUUCCAUAUGAUUGGCAAACAUGUGAAAUGAAGUUUGGUGGAUGGUCGAAUGACGGAGAAACUCUUGAUUUGUAUCAAAUUCCUGUUGAUGUUGAUGAUAUUCCACAAGUCAAACGGCAAGAUGAUGGCGUGGAAUUCCUGUAUCUUGAAAAAGGAUUAGGACUCAGUUUUUAUCACGAAAGCGCCGAAUGGGAUUUGCUCAGUGCCACUUCAUCGCGCUAUGCUCAGAUCUACCCGGGAUGUUGUGGACAGCAGUAUUACAUCGAUAUCAAAUAUCGCAUUAUCAUUCGACGUAAGGCAAUUUUUUUCACAGUUACUCUCACGAUUCCCUGUAUGCUUAUUGCGAAUGUGACACCAUUUGUAUUCUUGAUUCUCCCGAACGAGCACAAAAUGACAUACUCGAUCUCAGUGCUUGUUGCAUUUUCUGUGUUUUACUUGGUACUCAUUGAUCUUAUCCCACCAACAUCGCUAUCUUUAUCUCUCAUUGGAAUAUAUUUGUUAUUCACACUUCUCAUGGUCUCAGUUUCUAUCAUUCUUUCAGUUGUCACUAUCAAUAUGUACAGAAAACAAGCUUUCUCAUCUGGAAUGUCUCAUUGGCAACGAUGGCUCUUUGUGCAGCGGCUACCGAAACUGCUCCGGUUGAAAACGUUGGAGCACACACUAGGACCAGAUGAGGGUAGUGAAACAACAACUCCUCGCACUGGUUCAGUUUCUGUUACUGCAUCUGUUACGCAACGAACUUUGAAUCCCAACAAUAAUUCACCGGUGUUCCCACCGCAACGGUUACGUCUGUUAAGUCUUGUGCAGAUGGACGAAGCUUUAAAACAACGUUGUGCGGCAGAUAAUUUGGAUUUAUUCAGAAAAAUUGCUGGUCAUUUAAAGAUCAUCUCUGCACAUUUCCACAACCAACAAAUGGAGGGAAAGAUUACUGAAGAAUGGCAGUUAAUGAGCUUGGUUAUCGAUAGGAUAUUCCUGAUAUUGUUUCUUGCAGUCAGUAUGGCAGCAAAUAUAAUGUUUGUUUACAAUUCUCCAACAUUAUUCGACGAUAGGCCUUCUUUGGUACCAAGUGUUGCCCACAAACCACUCAGCGGAGGAACCAUCAACGUUCUUAACACCUGAACAAUGGUGUUUUGUUUAUAAUUUAACACACGGAUUUUGAAUAAUGUAUUUAUUUUUGAUGUUGUAUUUCAAUACUGAAAAAAAAAACAAUACAAGUAUUAUAAAGAAGAUUUAACACUUG